UUGCUGCCUUUCUAGGGUUUUUCAAGAGACAUGAGAAAUGACACUGAAAUCACAGAGUUCAUCCUCCUAGGCUUCCCAGGUAUCCAAGGCUUACAAGCCCCUCUUUUUAUAGUGAUCUUUCUCAUCUACAUAUUAACCGUUGCAGGUAAUGGACUCAUUAUUGUUAUUGUGUGGGUUGAGCCCAGGCUUCAAAUUCCAAUGUACUUCUUCCUUUGCAACUUGGCCUUUCUAGAGAUCUGGUACACCACCACCAUCAUCCCCAAACUGCUAGAAACAUUUGUUGUAUCAAGGACGGUCAUCUGCACUGCCUGCUGCCUACUGCAGGCCUUCUUCCACUUCUUCCUGGGCACCACUGAAUUCUUGAUCCUUGCUGCCAUGUCUUUUGACCGCUAUCUGGCCAUCUGCCAGCCCCUUCGCUACCCCUCUAUCAUGACCAGCAACCUCUGCCUGCAGCUGGCUCUCAGCUCCUGGCUGACAGGCUUCACCAUUGUCUUUUGUCAAACGAUGUUACUUAUUCAGUUACCUUUCUGUGGCAACAAUGUCAUCAACCAUUUCUACUGUGAUGUUGGUCCCAUCUUGAAAGCUGCCUGUGCAGACACUAGCAUUUUGGAACUCUUAGGUCUCCUGGCAACCAUACUUGUGAUCCCAGGGUCACUCCUCUUUACAAUCACUUCUUACAUCUACAUCCUAACCACUAUCCUAUGGAUUCCUUCAGCCACCGGCCGCCAAAAGGCUUUUUCUACCUGUGCCUCUCAUCUAAUAGUUGUUUCUCUGCUCUAUGGAGCUGUUUUGUUCAUGUACUUGAGACCCACAGCACAUUCCUCCUUUAAGAUUAAUAAGGUGGUAUCUGUGCUAAAUACCAUCCUCACACCCCUUCUCAAUCCCUUCAUUUAUACCAUUAGAAACAAGGAAGUAAAAGGAGCUCUAAGAAAAGCAAUGACUUGUCUAAAGACUCAUCACAAAAGUGAAAUAUAUCAAAAUGAGCUUAGUGCAUAUGCUAAUCUGGUCAGAGGGACUUAA
Molecule: messenger RNA, 1020 nt
Organism: Nannospalax galili (Upper Galilee mountains blind mole rat)
Lineage: Eukaryota; Metazoa; Chordata; Mammalia; Rodentia; Spalacidae
Product: olfactory receptor 6X1
Exons: 2
Coding region: 31-1020 (329 amino acids)
Biological process (GO): G protein-coupled receptor signaling pathway
Cellular component (GO): membrane
Molecular function (GO): G protein-coupled receptor activity; olfactory receptor activity
Source: RefSeq, a predicted model, not a curated record